Messenger RNA from Lates calcarifer (barramundi perch), 2338 nucleotides. It is a transcript of the gene mfsd2b, whose product is annotated as MFSD2 lysolipid transporter B, sphingolipid. NCBI's taxonomy places the organism in Eukaryota, Metazoa, Chordata, Actinopteri, Centropomidae. Gene Ontology annotation, biological process: carbohydrate transport. Gene Ontology annotation, molecular function: symporter activity; sphingolipid intramembrane carrier activity. Bases 175 to 2013 code for a protein of 612 amino acids. The transcript is spliced from 15 exons. The record is from RefSeq and is a predicted model, not a curated record. Gene Ontology annotation, cellular component: membrane.
GAGCGGAGACGCGCAGACCAUCUCCAUCCUCCGCAGUCUCCUUCUCAUCCUGCUCGUCUGACUGACUGACUGACUGGCAGAUCAUCCCACUGGUCAAACUAACAAACUGAGAAACUGACUGACUGACAGCAUCGGCUGCUUUUCCAUCAACACGAGAGCAACAACAGCAUGUGAAUGGCGGCAGAAAGCGGCAGAGUUGUCACAGAGGAGCAGGAGGAGCUCCCAGCCUCAAAAACCGUCACUCAUGGGCAGCACACACACACCCGGAGUCAGAGCCACAUCCAGUUUCAGCCUCUGACCUACACCACCCAGUGGCAGGCUCCUCGCACCGUUGCUCACACGAGGAGUCACAGUCACACUCACUUCAGCACUCCCUCACACACACAGCCUCAUAAGUACGGCUGUCGUCUCACACACAGUCUCUCAGCCAUGGCCAAGGGAGAGAAGGUAGUGCAGAGCUCUGUAGGGAGACUCAUCAAACCCACUGAACCGCUGUUCCCCAAAACUCCUCAGCAGACCGACUUGAGCCAGAAGUUGCCAUUAUGCAGUAAGUUGUGUUUCGCCAUUGGCGGUGCACCCAAGGAGGUGGCUGCCAGCGCCACAGCCUUCUUCCUGCAAAUCUACCUGCUCGAUGUUGCCCAGAUCACUGCCUUCCAGGCCUCCAUGGUGCUGUUCAUUGGUAAAGCCUGGGGCGCAGUUACCGACCCGAUCGUUGGUUUCUUCAUUACAAAGAGCAGAUGGACAAAGAUUGGCAGACUCAUGCCCUGGAUGGUGGGCUGCACUCCGUUCCUGGUGGUCUCCUACUUCUACCUCUGGUUCGUUCCUCCUUUCAUCAGCGGCAGGUUCAUCUGGUACCUCGGUUUCUACUGCCUCUACCAAACGCUCAUCACUUGCUUCCAUGUGCCUUACUCAGCCCUCACCAUGUUCCUGAGUACAGACCAGAAGGAAAGAGACUCAGCCACUGCUUACCGAAUGACAAUGGAGGUGCUGGGCACACUUGUGGGAGCUGCCAUCCAGGGCCAGAUCGUGGCCAGCGCCCACACUCUGAAGCACUGCCCGACUCACAACAUGUCCGCCGGUUACCUUGGCAACAGCAGUGGGGCAGAGAUCGUCAAGAGCCUGGUGCGCUCCCAGGACUACCUGUCACACUCUAAGGAGGUGUACAUGAUAGCUGCUGGUGUUAUUGGAGGAGUGUUUCUUAUCUGCACACUGGUGAUGUUCCUGGGAGUCAAAGAGAGAGAUGAUCCUUAUGCCCCGAGGACAGAGAAGCAGAUCCCGUUCCAUAAAGGCUUCAUCCUGGUGAUGAGGCAUGGGCCAUACCUCACUCUAACCGCCGCGUUCCUCUUCAUCACUGUCGCCAUUCAGCUGGUACAGAGCAACUUUGUCCUCUUCUGCACUUACGCUGCCGACCUGAGGGAUCACUUCCAGAAUAUUGUGCUGACCAUCCUGGUUUCUGCAGUGAUAAGCAUCCCACUGUGGCAAUGGUUUCUGCAGAGGUUUGGGAAAAAGACGGCAGCUUUUUGUGGUAUCACAUGGAUCAUGCCUUUCACUUUGAUGCUGGUGUUCAUCCCGAACGUGGUGGUGGCCUACGUCGUGGCUGUCUCCUCUGGACUCAGUGUGGCUGCCUCGCUCCUGCUGCCGUGGUCUAUGCUGCCAGAUGUAGUGGAUGACUUCAGACUGGCCAACCCCUACUCUAAAGGCCAUGAAGCCAUUUUCUACUCAUUCUACGUCUUCUUCACCAAGUUUGCUGCUGGCAUCUCCCUGGGAGUGUCCACCCUCUGCCUGGAGUUUGCAGGGUAUGACACCGGCGCCUGCAAGCAGCCUGCUCCUGUAGUGUACACCCUGAAGUUGCUGAUUGGUGCCGCUCCAGUGGCCUUCAUUGUUACAGGGUUAAUGAUCCUGGUCCUCUAUCCCAUCAGUGAAGACGUACGGCUCAGGAAUAAACUCUGCCUGGAGGAGCUACGGAAACAAAGCAUCAGCUCCAGGACCAUGGAAGAUUUGAAUAAUGUGUGACUUGGAUCUUGAAUGAAGUGAAUUUUAAAAAAGCCACGUAUUCCAGUACCACAGCUGGAAGUUUGUUCUUUAGUGUAUAUUACACUGAUAAAUAGUUAAAUUGUUUUACUGUAAACAUUCUUUGUUUCAUUUUCACAUGUACUGUAUAGUCAUCUUGGAUAUAUAAAUAUAUAAGAAGAUUACCUAAUUUAUAUAAAUGAAUGUAUAUUAUUAUUAUUUGCUGUGCUUAGCUCUACAACACUGUUAUUUAUUUACGAUAUAUAAUUACAAAGGAUUGACAUAUGGAAUGAAUAAAUGUUGUAGAGGUUGGUUGCUAGACCACCAA